AUGAGUGUUCCUGCAGCUCUGUGUGUGAGUGUGCAGGUGGAGAGGUUUGUCUGCAUUGUCUGUGCUCAGCAUUGUCAUCCAGAGGCAGGCUGCCUGUGCUAUAGGAGGCUGCAGCUGCUGGUAAUACAAGCAAGUGGACACGCCAGGCCCGGGGACGAGGGGAAGGUGGAGAAAGCUGUGAAGGAAUUCCGCUCGCUCAGUCUGCUCAGCAUGAGGGGCCCCUCCGGACCACCCCCCUACAUGGUGUCCCCCGCUUGCGAGACCACAGAGCCAGAAUGGAGGGACAGCACAGAGGUCAUGGCCCAGGCACGCAGGAGGAAGAACAUCACAGAGUUCCUGGGGGACUCCAGCAUCCCUCUCCCUGACUCCCUGCCCCAGCACAGCGCCUCUCUGCCCAGCAGCGUGGGAUUGGAGGCUCUGGGUGGCCCGGGGGGGUCCGGGUCAGAGAAGAGGAAGAACAAAGCGGCCAGCAGGUUCAGUGGGUUCUUUGGAGCUGCGGCCGGAGCGGGACCCUUCAACAAGGAGCUGGACCGCAUGGAGCUGCUGCAGAGCAAGCUGCACACCUACACCACGCUGGGGCUGCCCAAGAUGCCGAAACAGCUGCUCUUCCAUCAGGACUCCUGGGAGGAGGAGGAGGAGGAGGAUCCCGGCCUGCCCCUGGAGGAGUCCUGGCAGCAGCUCAUCGAUGCCCCGCAGGCCCUGAGCAUGAAACAAUGCCACCAGCAGGAGGCGAUCUGGGAGCUGCUUCAGACUGAGGCCCUCUACAUCAGGAAGCUCCGAGUCAUCACUGACGUGAGCGUCUCGUUCCUGUGCACCUUGCUGAGCCUGCAGGAGUCUGGGCUGCUGCUCGAGGUGCAGCCCAAGCGGCUCUUCAGCAACAUCGGGGAGAUCCUGCAGCUGCACCGCGCGCUGUGGAGGGAGGUGAUGGCACCACUGCUGGAGACAGCGCGCCGGGAACGGAGCCUGCUGAACCCGGACCAGCUGCACAGCGGCUUCAGCACGUUCGGCUCACGGUUCAAGCCCUAUACUCGGUACUGCAUGCAGCAGGAGGACUGCAUGGACUACAUGAGGGGUCUGCUGAGAGACAACGAGCUGUUCAGGACCUACAUCACGUGGGCAGAGACUCACAAGCAGUGUAACCGGCUCAAGCUGACAGACAUGCUGGUGAAGCCCCACCAGCGCCUCACCAAGUACCCGCUGCUGCUGAAGAGCGUGCUCAAGAAAACAGAGGCGCCCGAGAGCCGGGACGCUGUCAGCAGCAUGGUGGGCUCGGUCGAGCGCUUCAUUAACCAGGUGAACUCGCGGAUGCGCCAGCGGCAGGAGCAGCAGAGGCUGGCUGCCGUCACGGGGAGGAUCCACUUAUCCGAGGUGGUGGAGGGGGGCAGCGACGAGGUCGACAAGAUCCUGCGUGGUUUCUACCGCUUCGAUCUCACCAUGCCCAUGAGGGGCACCUCCCCGGACGAGAGCCGGCAGCUGCACCUGGAGGGGGCGCUGCGCAUGAAGGAGGGCAAAGACAGCAAGAUGGAUGUGUACUGCUUUCUGUUCACUGACCUGCUCCUCAUCACCAAGCCGCUGAAGCGUGCCGAGCGAGCCAAGGUGAUCCGGCAGCCACUGCUGUUGGAGAACAUCGUGUGCCAAGAGCUCAAGGACCCCGGAUCCUUCCUGCUGAUCUACCUGAAUGAGUUCCAGAGUGCAGUGGCAGCGUACUCCUUCCAGGCCAGCAGCCAGGCACUGAGCCAGGGCUGGGUAGAGGCUAUCUGCAACGCACAGACCCUGCUGGGGCGGCUGCGUGCUGAGGAGGUGCAGAGGGGGGAGGAGGAGGGGAAGGGACGGGACCCCGAGAGCAGGACCUCCACAGCCAGCUCCCCCAGUACGACUUGCAGGAACCAGAGGGACUCCCAGCACAGCUCCACGGAGACGAUCCAGGUGGAGGUGCAGGACGCGGGCAGCGAGGCCUUAUCAUCGUCCCCCGAAUCGGAGCGGGGGGGUCCCUUCAGCUCCCCCUCCGAGGGGGAGACCGCGUCGCUGAGCACCAACUCCAUCUCCUCCGAGACCCCCACACUCGCACAGAGCCCCCCGCGCUUUCAUGUCCCGCCAGCAGAGGAGGAGAGCAGCCUGGCCACGCAAGGGUCCAGACCAGCCAGCCGGAGCCUCCCCGUUCCCACAGCCAGCUGCAUCCGCUCAGCCUCCAUUGACAGCGCCUACGGGACCCUCUCCAACGCCUCUCUGAUGAGGAGGAGAGAGGAGGAAGGGGAGACCGAAGAGGAGGAGGAGGAGGCAGAGAAGAGCAGGGCCUCCAAUCGCCCCCAAAAAAUCAGACCCUCCUCUUCUUCCUUGUCGUCCUCCUCCUCCUCCUCCACCCGGCUCUGCCGCCAGCCCCCGGUCCAGCCUCGAACCCUGUAUCAGCGGACCAGCCCCCUGCAGUCCAAAUCGGAGGCCAACCUGCUGGAGCUGGCAUCCCGAAACAGGCUGCAGCAGAGCGGAGGAGCGGGAGGGAUGGAAGGAGGAAGCGCCCUGAGCAAGAGUCUGACCCAGCUGUGCGACACCCAAGCGGGCACUGAACCGAGAACACAGCCUGCUUUCUAUCAGGAAGAGGAGGAGGAAGGGGGGCAGUGUAAGCACUGUGGCAGGACCAGCAGGGUGGCAGACUCCCUAAAACGGGGGCAGAGGUCAGGUAAAGCUCUGGGCAGCAGCUGUAGCAGCAGCGGCUCUGAGCUAAAGGAGGGAGAGGCCGGGGAAACAGCGCACCACACAGCCCGGGAGGAGCACUGCAGCUGCCUUUGCACACGGGGUGAUGUCACAGCCCCCAGCCCCACCCUCAGCCCACACAGCCAAUCCCUGAGCGAGCACGCUGGCGGCGGUGUUGCCGUGGAGACCGGAGUUGCCAAGCAGACCCAACACAAGAAGCUGACCCUGGCCCAGCUGUACAGGAUCCGGACCUCGCUGGUUCUGAACUCCACGCUCACAGCCUCGGAGGUGUAGCCGGCGCUCCGGGUUGGGAAGCUGCUCCAGGGAACGGCGAGCGAUCCUGCCGCGUCUCCGAGAGGAAUUUCAGACGAGGGAGACGCAGCUUGCAGCAGGACUUGUGACUCAGCGACGCAAAUGCACUGAAAUGGGGGAGGGAAACUUGAGCCCCCCCCCCACUUUUUUUUCUCUCUUUAAUACCAAAAAUACUCUGUGUGUGUGAGAGGCACAGACACGACUAUUAUUAUUAUUAUUAUUAUUAUUAUUAUUAUUAUUAAUUAUAACAACAGUAAUAUAAAUAAGACUGCUUUCCUUGACGUUUUGCACUUUGUAACAUUGAGGAGUUUAAAAAGACCUAUGUGAGGAGCAAUACAAAAAUAGACCAAAGAGAGAAAGAGAAAGAGAGAGAAAGAGAAAGAGAGAGAGAGAAAGAGAGUGACGUCUCUGAAAGUUUCAGACGAUGAAAUACAAAAAUUGGAGGAAACAAAUGAUGAACUUUGACCUCUCUGAUCUGGGACUGCCUUCCGAGAGCAGGACACUGCGGUGACCUGAGGACAGACAGAGACAGACGGACGGAUUGAGGGAGAGAGGAGGAGAUUGGAAAUCACGAUUCACUUUCAAACUAACCACUGCAGGAGCGGAGAAGCUUCACAGUGAUUGCACUGUGGAGACACAGCACAGCAGAACUGCAUCGUUUGAAUGUCCUGCUGAUGAAAAGAGAGAGAAAGGUUUGUGCCAGCUAAAAAUAAUAAUAAUAAUAAUAAUAAUAAUAAUAACUACUGUGUUUACAAUCUAAAGCUUUGUUCUUGGGACUUGAAUGUCACUCGCUGGCUGUAAUCCUGCAAUCACAUGAUGUACAGUUAAUACAAAAACGAAAAAUCAGACAAGCGCUCUGCCUGAAACACUGGCCUAGUUUGGCAGCCAGUACUGGGGUAUUGUGUUCUUUAGAAAUGAUGCCACCCCCUCCAAGCAGGAACCACAGGCAAUGAGAAAACUAAAAUUAAAAACCCUGUUUCAAAACUAAACCGACCUGCUGUGGGAGACCAGGUUUGUUCCUGGAGCCUCGGAACUGAUUCCUGAAUCUUGCAGUUUUAUUAAAACACUUGAAACAGCCGCAUUGUCCCUUUAACAGUGGCCCUGUGUCCCCUCUCCUGAGAAAGCUUCAAGAUUCCUGCAUUUUGUUUAGUUUAUCUCCUGUAGUCUAGAAAGCCACAGGCUCUUUGUCUCUAAAAGGCUGCUAGAGUAAGAGCACAGUGACAGCACGGUACAGCACAGGCGAGCAUUGUAAAGAACAGCGAGGGAUGGUACAGCAUAAUAGUAAAGCAGGGCAGACUAUGGGAAAUGCAGAUUCUAUCCAUGGGAAAGCAGGGGGUGGAAGCGGCAAAGAUACUGUGGUAAACUAUCAGGGAGCGGGCAGCGCAUCACUGAGCACUCACCUGGGCUCCAUCAGCCAGCGUCUGCAUACAAAAGCAAAUGCCAGCUAGUGAUCUGCCACGCGGCACCACACUCCUUUGGUUUCCACGACAGGCAGCUGCAGCUCCAGCCAAACCUUUUGCAUCCCCUGGAGCUCUAGGAUUGAGAUGAUUGUUUGUUUUUUUUUGAUAAAAUCACUCAGGACAACGGCAAACAAUCAAUCAAAGACAUUUUAAACGUGGAGCUUCCUGCAGAGGGAGGGAGGCGCGGCCACUGGAACAGCCCUCGGUGGAUCAGCUCCCUCCCUGUCAAUGGAAGCUCAGCUUCAUUGUCUAGUGGGCAGAGGACAGAUCAUCAUCAACUCACGCAAAAAGGGCUUUGUUUUUUUAUAAUCCUUUUUGGUAUUGUGCUGCCUGAAAGCUAACAGUUUCAUUCAUGUUUUAACGAUGUAAUUAAAGUGUUGUAUUUAUUAAACUCAUUUUGUUUGUUUUA
Messenger RNA from Polyodon spathula (Mississippi paddlefish), 4869 nucleotides. Its product is annotated as pleckstrin homology domain-containing family G member 5-like. The transcript is spliced from 16 exons. NCBI's taxonomy places the organism in Eukaryota, Metazoa, Chordata, Actinopteri, Acipenseriformes, Polyodontidae. Gene Ontology annotation, cellular component: plasma membrane; endocytic vesicle; axon. The record is from RefSeq and is a predicted model, not a curated record. Gene Ontology annotation, biological process: endothelial cell migration; Rho protein signal transduction. Gene Ontology annotation, molecular function: guanyl-nucleotide exchange factor activity. The coding region runs from base 1 to 2982 and encodes 993 amino acids.